ACACGGUGCGGUGCCGGCGAGCGGUGCCGGCGGGACGCGUCCAGCCCAGCUCGGCGAUGCGGCGCUGAGAACCGCUCCGUGCCGCCGAUGGACGCCUCGCUCCGCCAGGGUGCCAGGGUAUGGCUGCGGGAGCAGGACCAGCUGCAGCCAUGCACUGUUGGCCUGUGUGCCGAUGGAAACGUGCGCUUCACCUCCGAUUAUGGCACUGUGUUCCAGUACCCCAAGACCUCCCUUUCCGUAGAAAAAGUCUUGCCCAUGCACCAGAGCAGCGUCAGUGGGGUAGAGGACAUGUCCAUGCUGGGAGAUCUGCACGAAGCUGCCAUCCUGCUCAACCUGCACCAGCGCUACCAGCAGGGUAACAUCUAUACCAACAUUGGCUCCAUCCUGGCAUCAGUGAACCCCUACAGGCCCAUCCCUGGUCUGUACAGUGUGGAUGCUAUAGAGCUGUACAGGCAGCACCGCCUGGGUGAGCUGCCUCCCCAUAUCUUCGCCACCGCUAAUGAGUGCUACUGCUGUUUGUGGAAGCGUCACGACAGCCAGUGUGUUCUGAUAAGUGGAGAAAGUGGAGCUGGAAAGACUGAGAGUACCAAGCUGCUGCUGAAAUUCCUGUCAGCCAUGAGCCAGACCUCCCUUGGGGCCCCAGCUUCUGAGAAGAGCACACAUGUGGAGGAAGCCAUCCUGGAGAGCAGCCCAAUUCUGGAGGCCUUUGGAAACGCCAAGACAGUUUAUAAUAACAACUCUAGCCGCUUCGGCAAGUUCAUCCAGCUGCACUUCUCUCAGCAUGGGCACAUCCAGGGCGGACGAGUCACUGACUAUUUACUGGAAAAGAACAGAGUGGUACACCAGAAUCCUGGAGAGAGGAAUUACCACAUCUUCUAUGCUCUGCUAGCUGGUGUGAGUGGGGAGCUGAAAGAAAGCCUCUCCCUCGCUGAGCCAGAGACUUAUCGGUACUUGAGCCAGUCUGGCUGUGUGAAUGAUGAGAACUUGAAUGAUGGAGAAAUGUUCACUAAGGUCAUGACUGCCAUGAAGGUGGUGGACUUCAGCUCUGAAGAGAUCCGAGACAUCUUCAAACUUCUUUCUGGCACUCUUCACUUGGGAAAUGUUGAGUUUAUGACAGCUGGCGGGGCCCAGGUUACAACCAAAGCAGUGCUGAACAUUGCCAGUGACCUCUUGGGCUUAGAUGCCUUCCAGCUUUCUGAAGUCCUGACUCAGAGAUCCAUGAUUCUGCGUGGGGAAGAGAUCAGCUCCCCCCUCACUGUGGAGCAGGCAGCAGACUCCCGGGACUCCCUCUCCAUGGCACUGUAUUCCCAAUGCUUCUCAUGGCUCAUUAGCAAGAUUAAUACGAAGAUCAAAGGCAGGGAAAACUUUAAGUCUGUGGGCAUCCUGGAUAUCUUUGGCUUCGAGAACUUCCAGGUGAAUCGUUUUGAGCAGUUUAACAUUAACUAUGCAAAUGAGAAGCUCCAAGAAUAUUUCAACAAGCAUAUCUUCUCCUUGGAGCAGCUGGAGUACAACAGGGAAGGUAUAAACUGGGAAGCUAUUGACUGGAUGGAUAAUGCGGAAUGCCUGGACCUUAUUGAGAAGAAACUGGGUCUGCUGGCUUUGGUGAAUGAAGAGAGUCGAUUCCCCAAAGGCACAGACAACACCCUUCUGGAAAAACUUCACAGCCAGCAUAUGAGCAAUCCUUACUAUGUGAAGCCUAGAGUGACAGAUCAUCAGUUCGGCAUAAGGCAUUACGCUGGUGAGGUGCUUUAUGAUGUAAGAGGCUUUCUGGAGAAGAACAGAGACACCUUUCGAGAUGACAUCUUAAACAUGCUGAAAGACAGCAGGCUGGACUUCAUCUAUGACCUUUUUGAAAGAGUCUGCAGCCGUUGCAAUGAAGAGACGCUAAAGAUGGGCACCCAGAGGCGCAGACCGACUGUCAGUUCCCAGUUCAGGGAUUCUCUCCAUUCCCUGAUGGCAACACUUAGCACUUCCAACCCAUUCUUCAUCCGCUGCAUCAAACCAAACACAGAAAAGGCACCGAACCUCUUCAAUCCAGAUGUGGUUCUCAAUCAGCUCCGGUACUCAGGGAUGCUGGAGACAGUGAAAGUCAGGCGAGCAGGUUUCCCUAUCCGGUGCCUUUUCCAGGACUUUCUCAGCAGGUACAAGAUGCUUGUGAAGGUACCAAGUUCCUCAGACAACAACAAGGCUGUGUGUGCACGCUUUCUUCAGGCCUAUGACAGCAGCAAGAAGGAAUGGCAGUUGGGUAAAACCAAGGUUUUCCUGAAGGAAGCUCUCGAGCAGAAGCUGGAGAAGGAUCGGGAAGAGAAGUUGAGGAAAGCUGCUGUAGUCAUCCGGGCCCACGUCUUGGGCUACAUGGCAAGGAAGAAGUACCGGAAGGUGCAAGCCAGUGUUGUUACAAUCCAAAAGAACUACCGAGCGUACUUCUGGAAGAAGAGCCUGCUGCGCCUGAAGGCUUCUGCCAUCGUCCUGCAGAAGCACUGGCGUGGCCACCUGGCUCGCAGACUCUACCAACACCUGCGGCAGCAGGAGCUCCAGCGACAGCAGGAAGCAGAGGAGAGGAGGAGGCGAGAGAAGGAAGAACAGAUCAGAAGAGAGGAAGAGGAAAGACAAUGGCAAGAAGAGGAGGAGCGUAGGAAGAAGCGGGAGGAGGAAGAGGUGAAGGAAAGAGAAAAGGAACAGCUGAAUGCUCUGCUCCAGGUGGCUCCGGUGGAAACAGUAAAGACCGAGGAAGUAGAUAUUCCACUGCAGGAGGAAGAGAGACGUCAGAUGGAGGAGAUCUUAAGGCUGGAGAAGGAGAUUGAGAAGUUGCAGCAACAGAAAGAGGAUCACAUGUCUAUCAUCUGUGAAAACACCAGGAAUGAAAUCAAUCGGCAGCGGGAGGAGGAGAUCCAGAGGCUGGAGAAGGAGGCAUCUAGGGUUGCCCAGGAGUUCUUGGAGCUGCUAGAUUUUGGCAAUCUGGAUGAAAGUGUGCAGAACUUGGAGCGGUCUCUGUCUAGUGAGGGGACGCUCAACAUUGACUGCAGCCUUGUCGCACCACUGGCUGAAGAAGAGGUGGAUGAGGGUUUUCAUGCUGAUGAUGAAGUACGGCCAACUUCCAGUUUGGUGGUUGUCACUCAGCAGGGCAUGAAGAACAGCGAUAACUGCCUGGAGGAAGAUGUGGGCGCAAGACUUUCGCAUCUCCAAAGGGAAGUGGGAGAGGCUGCCCCUGCUCCAGCACAACCCAUGGAAAGAACCAGUAGCCCCAAGGAGCAGAGUGCCCUCUCUGACCCAGCAGAAAGCAGUUACAGCACUAUCUCAGAUACGCUGAGAAGUAACAGUGGAGAGGUGGGAGAGCCAAUUUACAAUUCCCCUCAAGAUGUGGAGUCUGACUAUGACCAUGAUGAGUUGGAUGGCUGUGGGGAUGCAGGCAGUGCCUCAGCUGAGCCUCUGAACGGUGAGGAAAGUCUGAGGCACUCCCACGGCACCAGCCUGGACUCCAACCGGGGCAGCCUGGACUCGUUUUUGGACAGUGAAGAGGAAGUGGAUGUUUACAUAGAUACAGAUGAAGAGUUUUGUAAUGGACGUGUCACCAUCUUCAAUGGCUCGGGACCACCCUAUUUUCACAGCUAUCUCUACAUGAAGGGAGGUCUCAUGAACCCAUGGAGACGGCGCUGGUGUGUUCUGAAGAAUGAGGCCUUCAUGUGGUUCCGCACCAAGCAGGAGGCACUGAAGUCAGGCUGGCUCUAUAAAAAAGGGGGAGGCAUGUCAACACUUUCACGACGCAACUGGAAACGUCGCUGGUUUGUGCUUCGGGAAUCCAAGCUGAUGUACUUUGAGAAUGAUAGUGAGGAAAAGCUGAAGGGGACAAUUGAUAUCAGAAGAGCAAAGGAGAUUGUGGACAUUCAUGAAAAAGAGAAUGCUUUGGACAUUGUGACGGAAGACAGGGUUUAUCACAUCGUGGCAGAGUCACCUGAGGAUGCCAGCGGUUGGUUUAAUGUCCUGAGCCGAGUACACAGUGCUACAGCGCAGCAGCUGAGGGAAAUGCAAGAUGAACAGGCCAACCCAAAGAAUGCUGUGGGAACCCUGGAUGUUGGGCUUAUUGACUCUGUCUGUGCCUCAGACAACCCUGACAGACCAAACUCUUUCGUGAUCAUCACAGCAAAUCGAGUGAUUCAUUGCAACAGUGAUACCCCUGAGGAGAUGCAUCACUGGAUCUCCCUGCUGCAGAAACCAAAAGGCGAAUCUAAGGUGGAUGGCCAAGAAUUCCUCGUGAGAGGCUGGCUUCAUAAAGAGGUUCAGAGCAGCAACAAGGUGUCCUCUCUGAAGAUGAAGAAACGCUGGUUUGUGCUGACAAACACUGCCCUUGAUUACUACAAGUCAUCUGAACGCACAGCUGCCAAGCUUGGCACACUUGUGCUCAAUAGCCUCUGCUCUGUAGUGCAGCCCGACGAGAGGGUCUUUAAAGACACAGGCUAUUGGAACAUCAUUGUUCAUGGGCGAAAGCACUCGUACAGGCUGUACACAAAGCUGCUGAAUGAAGCUAUGCGCUGGGCCUCUGCCAUUCAAGGUGUCAUUGACAGCAAAGUUCCUAUUGAAACACCUACACAGCAACUCAUUCGUGACAUUAGGGAAAACAGCACUAACCUUGAAGUAGUGGAGCAGACAUACAGGAGGAACCCAAUCUUGCGGUACACCCAGCACCCUUUGCACUCCCCUUUGCUCCCAUUACCAUAUGGAGAUGUUAGCGUCAACUUGCAACAAGAAAAGGGUUACAGCAGCUUACAGGAUGAAGCAGUGAAGAUCUUUAACUCCCUUCAGGAGAUUGAGACGGUGUCUGACCCCAUACCAAUUAUCCAAGGCAUUCUUCAGACCUGCCAUGAUCUGAAGCCCCUUCGUGAUGAAGUGUAUUGUCAGCUCAUCAAACAAACGAAUCACAUGCCACAUCCCAACAGCACUGGGAACCUGCACCAUUGGCAGCUGAUGGCAUGUAUGAGCUGCACUUUUCUGCCCAGCAGAGGGAUCCUUCGCUACCUCAAGUUCCACCUGAGAAGGGUAAAAGACCUCUUUCCAGACUCAGAAAUAGACAGAUAUGCACAAUUCAUCAGUGAUUCCCUAAAGAGAACAAAGACAAGGGAGUUUGUGCCCUCCCAGGAGGAAAUACAGGCUCUUCUCACCCGUGAAGAAAUGACCACAACGGUGUACUGCCAUGGUGGGGGCUCCUGUAAAAUCACCAUCAAUUCUCAUACAAGUGCUGGGGAGGUGGUUGAAAAGCUGAUCCGAGGUUUAGCAAUGGAGGACAGUCGUAAUAUGUUCGCUCUCUUUGAACAUAAUCAGCAGGUGGACCGUGCUGUUGAGAGUCGAGUGAUUGUAGCUGAUAUCUUGGCCAAGUUUGAGAGACUUGCAGGCUCUGAGGAAGAAGAGGAGGAGGGGCAAUGGCAGCUAUAUUUUAAACUGUAUUGCUUCUUGGAUAUAGAGAAUGUUCCCAAAGACGGAGUGGAAUUUGCUUUCAUGUUUGAGCAGGCUCAUGAAAGCCUCAUAGAUGGUCAUUUUCCUGCACCAGAGGACACACUGCAGCGCCUGGCAGCGCUCCGGCUGCAGUACCUUCAUGGAGAUUAUUCUAAAAUAAGCUGGAGUCUGGAUGGAAUCUACCCAGUUAACAGACUGAAAUCCAAAAUACUGCACUCCACAAAGAGCAGUGGCACCAGCAGUCAUACUCUGGAGAGGAGACGGACCAGCUUCCUUGAAGGGACCUUGAAACGUGGCUUCAAAACAGGCUCUGUAAAGAAGCAGAAGGUAGAAGAAGAGCAGAUGAUGGAGAUGUGGGUGAAGGAAGAGCUGUCAGCCGCUCGUGCAAGCAUAGCACAGAAAUGGACCAAGCUGCAGGGACUCUCUCAGCAUCAGGCCAUGGUGAAAUACAUGUGCAUUGUAAAGGAGUGGCCAGGUUAUGGAUCAACCCUCUUUGACGUUGAGUGUAAGGAGGGAGGCUUUCCAAAUGAUCUUUGGCUUGGAGUCAGCACAGAGAAUGUGUCUGUCUACAAACGUGGAGAUCCUAAACCACUGGAGACUUUCCAGUACGAGCACAUUGUUUUCUUUGGAGCACCGCAGCCCAACACCUUCAAAAUUACAGUGGAUGAGAGAGAAAUGUUCUUUGAAACAUCCCAGGUGGGUGAGAUAAUAAAGAUCAUGAAAGCAUACAUCAACAUGAUAGUGAAGAAACGCUGCAGUGUCAAAUCAGCCACCAGUGUGGACAGUCAUGCCAGCGUCUGGACUAGGUGAUAUGAAUGGACUGCCACGAAAGAGAGGCAGAUGUUUGAUAAUUGGUAUUGGCAACUUGCCAGCACAAGUGUAGCAAAGAUGUUUUUAAGAACUCCACUUGAGUGACUACUGUAUUUACAAACUGAAGUGGCAUCUGCAGUACCUAGGAUUUGCACCUCUGCCCAAAGACAUUAAACAGUAACAACUUGUUAAAUAUUAACAGCCCAAACCUUGUUUUCCCUGGCUUGUCUGACGAACAAUGUACCUUUAAAGAAGCAAAGACAGAAGCAUCUUCCUUCUGCCUGUCCUCUCUGCUGCUUUCACAACUACCUGUUAAUGUGGGUGGAAACAAAACCACAGGAAUCUGGACUACAGGAGGCAGGCUUCAGCUUCCUUAAAAAUAUUCAAUAUGCAAACAUCUGGGAUCAGGGGACCACAGUAUGGGCUGCAAAGAGAAUAUUUUGUUUUAAUUUAUUUUGUAGGCAACUCUAAAAUAAGUCAGUAGGGUUUUCUCUUCAGGAUAUAGUAAUGAUCUGAUCUAGUUUUAAAAAAAGAAAGCCUCUUUGCAAUUGAAGCCAGACUGAGGUCAAACGCUACGUGAGAGACCAUUAAACAAGCAACUAAAAGCACGUAAGGUGAGUUGUUACCUCCCAGUGUAUGGUCACAGGUACAUAUAUGUAAAAAAUGGCACUUUAAGUAAAAAUUCUGAAUACUCCAUUGUAGAAGAAAAUACUGGGGCCUAGCACUGCUGAAAUACCUUGUCAGCUGCCAUUCUGGGUGCAUUCCACAUGGCACCUGUUGCCUAAAAAUUAACGACAGCCUUUUCCCUGGUACAGCUGAGAAGGUGAGAUUGAUUUAAUUGCAUUUCCAAAAGAUCUGUUCUUCACAAACUUGGGGUUUUGGAUAGAAGUCAGAGAUUUCAGUGCCUGCAUUAAGUUGCUUAUUUCUCUAGAUGGGAUUUUAGGCCCAAAAUUUAGUUUUAGACAAACUGUUUCCUACUGAGUGAAUAGAUGCCUAGAUAACCUCUUAUAGGCAAGGAUGUAAUUCCUCUGUACUAGUGUAAGCAAAUGCCAACUCCUUCUUUCUCUGGACAGUUCUAAUUUGAACUGUUUCCAUCCCUAAAUCCCCUUCCUGUCCCCUGUAGGUCCCUACUCAGCAGCAAAACUUGAAAAUCAUGUUGUUUUGCUGGAACAACCACUUAGAAGGUUUAAUAGCUACUUGCAAUUUGAAGAAACAAAAAUUUUUCCUCCUCGGUGAAAGAUAAAAGCAGGAGACUGAAGACAACUGUCAUUGUUUAAAAUAAUACUGGGAAUCAUUAGUUACAUUGUAAAUUGGCUGCAUUGGCAAUCAAGGAGCCUUGAGGCUAGGCAAUUUACGUCUUAGACUUGGGGUCCUGGACUGUCAAGGCCCUUUCAGUUUUCUAAUGGAGCUGGAAGGCAGCAUGUGAUGUGGGCCAUAGGAUCACAGAAUAAUUAAGGUUGCAGAUUUGUUUUGAAAUCAGAUGCUCCCAUUUCUGGGAGGAAGAAAAAGUUAGCUGCGAAGGAGAAAUUUCACAGAACAGAAAACAAGGAGUCAGCAUGCACCAGGUUUGGUUCAAAUUCACCUUGGGCUUUUGCCAUUUCACUAAAACUCUCACAGAGUAGUGCAAUUUUGAGCCCCAUGCUGCACGAAGAUAAACCAUAGUUCAUAAUCUCGCUUCUCUCUCCUCCCAAGCCCACUGCAGCAUGUACAAACACUCUCCACUUGCCACACAAGCCAGCCAACAAGGACAGCCACCACUGUGUAUUGCACUUCCAACUGGAGUUUUGCCUUAAACAGCUUUACUGAAGGACCUUAUGGACAUCCCCUUUGUAUCACGAGGAACAGACGGCUGGGUCACAGCGAGUGCAUGGGCAGCCUGAGAUGUGACGCUGUGUGGGUCUGCACGCUGACUACAUGGCUGUAUCAGAACAGCCUUGGUUAUCCCUGUCCUAGCUCUGCACUGUUCCUGUGUUCUGGCUUUGGGGUUGCUGCAGGCAGCUUGAACCCACUUGGGAAUGUAACUCCCAUUAGUAUUUGUUGUAAUUUUGCUCAUUUCUAUUACGGAAUUCCUUCUGCUGUCUUUUUUUUUUUUUUUUUCUUUUCAUUUGUAACUGGCUUUACAAGAUGAAAGUUGAAUAAAUUAUUGGAUUGCACAAGCUCUAUUCACUCAGGCGCUGCGUGUCCACGUUGCGGCGUUUACUGAGAGAUCUGAGGUUCGGAAAGCGCGAGCACAAAGCAGGAGCAGCGCCGCGGCCAGAUGGCACCCAUGCCGCCCACACUGCGCAUGCGCGGUGCUUGGCGUCUCAGCCGCAGUCAGCGCCGCCGCCAUUUUGGGUGUUUCCCCCGGCUCCGCCGCUGGCAGCGUGCGCUGCAUGAUGCGUGGUUACAAAUGGGGCUUCACCUUGUGUUCCCCCGGCCCACUGCUGCUCUAGGGAAAGUCCACUUAAUAAUUUGCUCAAUAAGAACCUUAUGUUUUCUUGAUAAAAGGUCACUUCUUUACGAACACCGGCUCUACAUAUCCCACUGAGUUUCGCAGUGUCAUAAAGGGACAUCAUUUAAAGCCUGACAGCAGGUGUGUAGGCACUUGUGGUUGACAGCUGUAUCAAUUAAGUUAAUUAAGAGCCAGGUGUACCUCAACCUUUCUGCGACUAGCAGGACUGUGCAAACUGCGCAAACAGCUUGGUAAAAAUUAGGCAUAAUAAAUGUUUUAAGCUGAAAAGUUACGGAUGUUCCUUUACAUCAAAAUCUUUUUCAUAUAUUUCCUUAUUGGGGCAGCAUUUAUCUGGUUUAAUUGCGAUCACAGCCCCUUUACUUUGUGCUUUUUUAUCCAGUGGUUAACGAGCUGUACCUUACCUCCGAUCACUGCUUCCCUGGAAAUAAAACUGGUGUAAGCAGUUUAGUGUUUUAUUUAGCUUUAUUCUUUCAGUAAUAAUCUUGCUGCAUGCGUCAGGUGAGGUGGGUUAUUCACCUGCAUUAAGGCAGCUGCGCUUGUUCAAAUGAAAAUUACCAGUGAUGAGACAACUUGGGUAUGAUGAAACAAACAUAGAAAAGGGGCCUUACAAAAUUAUUUACAUCAUUCAUAAGAAUAAAAUAUACAUUUACGUUAAUUAUAAAAAGUAUGUAUUUGUAUUUUGGUUAACUAGGAUUUUUUCACUAAUUUUCAAUUUAAACUUCAGCUUUACAACUAAAAACGUUCAAAGUAUAAACACCUGUAAAACUAGUAAAUCUCAAAACAGGAAUUUAGAAAUAUUUUCCCACUUACUGUUGUGAGAAGAGGACAAUGGACAACACUUUUUUUUCUUCUCAUUAAUUUAGAAGUCAUUCAGCAAAGCAACUACCAUCAAGAAAGAAGAAAGGAGACUUUCACAAUUGUGCUCACGUACCAAAUAAACAACAAAAGUGCUUACUUCUUUAUCAGCAAACUAACACGACGUUUCUUUGGCUAUGCUCCUUCACUCUGCUAUUUCAACAGGUACUGAAGUGGUAUCUACAAGAGAUUCUCUAUUAUCAAUACAGAUGAUAAACACCUGCUUAUCAAAAUAGUGCAAACAGGUACAAAGGAAAGUGCUGUCAAUUUCAGUAAACUGCAGGGAAAUAAGGCAGCUGAACAGUUUGACCUCGCAAUGUUGCUCCAGAGAAAUCAGUAGUACACUUUUCAGCACGUCAGACAAAAUGUAUUCCUAUUUAUCAUAUCACACCCUUAUUACUGCACAGGGGAUGGAUUUGGUCUUUUGCAUAUACACCUUCAUAAAAGUAAACAGCUGUCCUUUGCACUGUGCUCUGAAGAAGUCUAACAAUUUCUUCAAAACACUGAUCAAAUCAUUAGAAUAUGUACAAAGCUGUCUUCCCUUUUUCCCUUUAUAACUUUCUUUGGAGUGCAUAGAUCACAUCAUACAAAAAUCAAGUUUAAGUUUUAUGUAAAAUACUCAAGUAUUUUUAGCAUUUACAUACACAGCUUAAUUUACCAUACAUUCUUCCUCAUUCCUUCCUUAGGUAUCUUUGUUAUUUCUUAAACAGAUAACAGAUAUUCUGCUUUAUAUAGUUAAGCAUUUACCCAUAAUAAAAACCAACAGUAUUAGUGGAGGUAAAAUGUCAGGAGGGUCUCAUUAAAGAACAUAAAACACUGUCUCUGUAACACUCCCAUCCUCAGAUGUCACACUGCAACUGAUUAUAAAAUGGAGAAGGUCUUUUCUGUUUUAUCCAGAAGAAAGUCACACAGGUCUAAUUUCAGAGUAGUGUGAAGCCAUGGGAUAGAAUGGAAUAAUUCUUCCUCUAACUGCUACUCUGAGUGCAUUUAAAAAAUGUUUUAAUUUUUUAUGCUUAUGUCUAGAUACUGAUUUUCACUGUAAACAUUUCUGCUAUUUGUGCUUCUAAACCUUUGUUAAAGGUGCUGUGGUGCUGUGAAAAGAAACUGAAUGAUUUAUUUAACAAUUAUAUCACAGGAUAAAACACAACAUUCAUACCUUUGCUUUCACAAGGCUGAGGCUCUUACUGCCUUGAGUUCUGCUUGUACUUACAGUCAGUCCUUACUGGGUGUUUCUGAUAGCUGUGCCAUGAUUAGCGAUCUGCCAGCUUGUCACAGUCUCAAAUAUAAAAUAUUCCACAUUUAUUAAUAAACUUUCUCAUAAAUGGCACAGCUCUAGUGCAGGAUAUUUUCCGUAACUCUCUGCAUUCCAACAUUCUUAUCUCACCAGUAUAGCUUUUGAAUUAUUGUUAUUAAUUUGGGAGAGAAAGUAACAACAGUAUCUUCCUUCUAGAAAUUUAGAUUUGUUGUCUGAUCACUCCUUUUUCUCCUACUAUAUAAAAAUUUAUAACAGCUUGCCACAAAAGUUGCUACACCAAUAAUUUAUCCUCUCUGUUCUAGCUAGAUAAUCCAAUGCUAGCAGCAGAAUCCUUAGCACAUCAAAAUGGCACAUAAUUGGCCUGAAGUUACUGAGUGAAAAUUGUACAAAGUUAGAGAAUUGAUGAGGCUACUUUACAUGCAUUCAAUAAGGUGACAUUGCAUGAAGUAAGUCGUCAUUAAUUAUUUAAUUAAAAACAUUUUCCAGUAAAGAGAUGGAAAAUAAUACUCUAAAAUACAUUACACAACUCCAAAAACCUUGUACCUUUAACAACUGAGGCCAAAUGUAAAUAAUUACCGUGGGCUCAAAAAAUUGCACACUUGUAUAAAGGAACAAAACUCAGCCCCUGUUA
This is a messenger RNA of Lagopus muta (rock ptarmigan), 11451 nucleotides long. Its product is annotated as unconventional myosin-X-like. Gene Ontology annotation, cellular component: myosin complex; cytoskeleton. The transcript has 41 exons. The record is from RefSeq and is a predicted model, not a curated record. Bases 88 to 6258 code for a protein of 2056 amino acids. Gene Ontology annotation, molecular function: ATP binding; protein binding; cytoskeletal motor activity. NCBI's taxonomy places the organism in Eukaryota, Metazoa, Chordata, Aves, Galliformes, Phasianidae.